Molecule: messenger RNA, 650 nt
Organism: Lecanosticta acicola
Lineage: Eukaryota; Fungi; Ascomycota; Dothideomycetes; Mycosphaerellales; Mycosphaerellaceae
Source: the annotation of a GenBank genome assembly
AUGCCUGUUCCAGACUACGGCGCCGCACCACUGGCCAAGACCUUCGUCCUAGCUCGCGGCCUUUCACUCAUCGCCAUGAUCAGCAUCGUCGGCAUGACGGCCAAUUUCGUCGCCGACAUCGUCAGCACCAACGUCUCUCCACCACGAGAGAUUGUCGGCACGCUCACAAUCGUACGUCGGUACAAUCGAAGCGUCCAUCCCAAGUAUGCUAACGCGGCUCUCAGACUUGCAUCGCAACCCUCUACACCCUGAUCUCCCUCCCCUUCUUCUACGCCAACGCAAACCUCGGCCUCCUCGUCAUGGCCAUCAUCGACGCUCUGCUCCUUCUCGCCUUCGUCGUCGUCUCCGUAGUGCUCGGGAGACCUCUCAGCUUUCUCAACUGCGUGAUCAUCUCGGACGGCAGUGCAGCGGCAAAUGCCCAAUCUGCGGCUGCUUUUUCCCAAGCACUGGCGGCAUCUUCUGGUGUGCAGGGCAGUGUCUGGAACUUGACGCGGUGGGCUGGUACGACGAGGACAAAUUGUUUGGAGACGAAGGCGGUGUGGGGCAUGUCUAUCAGUCUGGCGAUUCUGUUCUCUUGCUCGACUUUGAUUCUGCCGACGCUUUGGAUGAAGGUUCGCAAGGCGGGGAGUGGUGGCAAGUCCGUUGUGUAA